UUGACUCUUCCCUGUCUAUAAAAGUGUGCUAAUCAUCAAUACAUCUUACAUUACCACCAUGGAAGAUCAGCCUAAGAAGUUUCUUCAUAUAACUGUUUUUCCAUGGCUUGCUUUUGGUCAUAUAAUUCCAUCCUUUCAUCUUUCUAAACUCAUUGCUCAAAAGGGUCAUAAAAUUUCAUUCAUUUCCACACCUAGAAACAUCAAACGCCUCCCUCAACUUCCUCCUACUUUACAGCCUUUCAUCAAUUUUGUAGAACUUCCACUUCCACAUAUAGAUCAACUACCCGAAAAUGCAGAAGCCACUAUGGACAUUCCAACACAUAUCGUUCCAUAUCUCAAGAAAGCAUUUGAUGGUCUUCAACAACCUUUGACAGAAAUUUUGGAAACAUCCACUCCUGAUUGUAUCAUAUAUGACUUUGCACCUUAUUGGCUACCACCAAUAUUAUCAAAGCUUGGCGUCUUAAGCAUCUAUUUCUCGAUUUUUAGUGCAUUUGGUUUUUCUCGAUUUUUAGAGCAUUUGGUAGUUCAGAAGUCAAGUGAGGAGGACCAGAUUAUUUCUCAUGUCCACUAUGAACAAAAUGAAUCUGGUGUUUCAGAUUUGUUUAGGGUGAAAGAAACUCUUUUUGGUGCUAAUUUUAUUGCUGCAAGAAGUUGCAUGGAGAUCGAAGGUGAGUCUUUAAAAUCCCUUCAAAACCAAUCCAAGAAAAAAGUUAUACCAGUUGGAUUAUUGCCACCUUCACUAGAAUUCAGUGAAGAUAAAGAGGAUGAAAAUUGGGAUACAAUCCUAAAGUGGUUGGAUAAACAGGAAAAACAGUCAGUGGUUUAUGUUGCAUUUGGAAGUGAAGUGAUAUUAAGUGAUGAAGAAUUUACUGAGAUAGCUAAAGGAUUGGAAAUAUCUAGUUUUCCCUUUCUUUGGAUUUUGAAGAAGCAAGAUAAACAUGAUUUGCUUGUUGAAAAUGACUCAAAUAAGAAUGGAUUGAUUUGGAAUAAUUGGGCACCACAGUUGAGAAUCUUAGCACAUGAGUCAAUUGGAGGAUUCUUGACACAUUGUGGUUGGAGUUCAGUGAUUGAGAGUCUUCAAGUUGGAUGUCCACUUAUUAUGUUACCUUUCCAUAAUGAACAAGGUUUAGUUGCUAGCCUUAUGGAAGGAAAAAUGGUAGGGGUAAAGGUAGAGAGAAAUGAUGAGAAAUUCAAUAGGGAUUCAGUGGCUAAAGCAUUGAGAUUGGUGAUGGUGGAGGAGGAAGGAAAGGGUUAUAGAAGUAAAGCAAAAGAGAUGAGAAAGAUAGUUGGAGAUAUGGAGCUGCACCAAAAAUAUAUAGAUGACUUUGUUGAUUAUGUGGAAUUGCACAUCCCUGCCUCUAAGCAUUAAGCUUAAGAUGUGUUUUUUUUUUUUUGGUUUGAGUUUCCUUUUCUCUUUCCUUUGCUCAAGUUUCUGUCUUAAACAGUGUCUAGGAGAGAAUCAUAGAUACAAAGGUUUAUUUGUUUGUUGUGUCAGUGCUGUAUACAAAGGUUUAUUUGUUUGUUUGUUGUGUCAGUGCUGUAGUUUUUAACUAGGUUCAAGGUACUGGAAGCCUUAAAAUUGAAAUGAAAGGUUGAGAUUUUUAUUAACUUCUUAUUUGUAUGAUUUUGAAGCUUUACAAUGUCAUAGUUUAGGUGUUGGCAUUUAAUGUCUCUUUUUGUUGGUCAGCUACACGUUUUAGCUAAUUGUUUUGUUAAUUGGUCGUCUUGCAUUUCAAGGUUUUUUUUUUUAUAGAGGCUUCGGUGUUCUUUGGGCUGGCAACACCUGCACAAAUUGAUUGAGUGUAUCCUCCUCAUUUUGUUGCUUUGUCUUGUGGAGGUGCUUGUGUGUAGUUUUAGUUAAGAGUCUACUUUUAUUGCUUUAAGAUUAUGCACAUUUAAUGAACAAAUUAGUGUAUAAAAUUCUUCUCUAUACUUUGUUAUCAUCAAAACUUAAGGAUUGUAGUGUAAUUCGGAAGUGCAUUUUCAAAAACACCUUUUUUCAGAUUUUAGUGUAAUUCGGAAGUGCAUUUCCGAAUUAUGCAGAAGUCUCUUUUUUUUUAUGGUUUUUCUAAUAGUCCCGUACGAAAGAUAUAUUGCACGUAUAAUAUAUACAAAACGAAAAAAACGAACAAAACAAACGACAUAUCAACGUAAAAUACGAAUAUA
Vicia villosa (hairy vetch) is the source of this 2166-nucleotide messenger RNA. Its product is annotated as putative UDP-rhamnose:rhamnosyltransferase 1. NCBI's taxonomy places the organism in Eukaryota, Viridiplantae, Streptophyta, Magnoliopsida, Fabales, Fabaceae. The record is from RefSeq and is a predicted model, not a curated record. Bases 59 to 1369 code for a protein of 436 amino acids. The transcript has a single exon. Gene Ontology annotation, molecular function: UDP-glycosyltransferase activity.